AUGGAAUUUCUCCCCCCUCUUGGCCGAGAUGUCAUGGCAGCCGUGGCCCCCACCUUCAAGGUCUUUGGAGAUCUUUUGCGACAACCUGAGCGCUUGGCCCUCCUCCAAGCUACGAGGAGGGAAGAGCAUCGCUAUGGCGAUCAUCCACGACAGAUACUUGAUCUGUACCGUCCAUCAAAAGACCUGAGUCGGGUCACCCAAGGCGAAAAUGCUAGAGAGAGUCAAAUUCUCGUCUUUAUCUAUGGCGGUGGUUUUGCGAGGGGCGACAGGAUUGAGCCUGCAAUCGACGGCGAAGUGGUAUAUAAAGGGUUGGGACAUUUCAUGGCAGAGCAAUUAGGCUACGACACCGUCAUCAUGGACUAUCGCCUUUUACAGCACGGUGCGACUUUCAAUAGUGGCGGGGAAGACCUUGAUUUGGUGGUGACUUGGAUCGAGAAUACUCUAUGCCAAAAGAAUGAUGCAGAGUCCAAAAGCCCUACGGGGCGUGAUAUGGUCAUCAUGGGCAACUCGGCCGGCGGUGUGCACUUGACUUCGUGGCUUUUCGACGAUGCAUUCGCGAGCACAAGACAGAGACUAAUGAAAAGCUCAUCGAAUUUGCGCUUGAAAUCGGCAGUCAUUCUGAGUUCCACCAUGCUGUUGGAUCCCCAUGUUCCAGCAAUGCGGCCUAGCUUGCUAGGAUAUUAUGGAAGUGAGGAGGAUAUCGUCGGGAAAUCGCCCCUCAACUUGAUGCGCAGGGCCACAACGUCGAACGCUGGUGAGAAGUUAUGGCCGCAUAUCCUGCUCAUCACGACAGAAUUUGAUCCGGAGUUUGUUAGUGAAACUAGCAAGACUUUUCUCAUGGAGUGGAUCAGUAAGGGUGGUAAAGGCGACUACUGGGAGCUUAUAGGACAUAAUCAUCUCAGCCCACCGCUCGCGUUGGGCACAGGGAACGAAAAGGCUGAGGCUUGGGGGUUCGAGCUUGGCCAACGAUUAGCCCAAAUAAAGUAA
Molecule: messenger RNA, 987 nt
Organism: Exophiala oligosperma
Lineage: Eukaryota; Fungi; Ascomycota; Eurotiomycetes; Chaetothyriales; Herpotrichiellaceae
Exons: 1
Coding region: 1-987 (328 amino acids)
Source: RefSeq, a predicted model, not a curated record